GACCUUGGGGAUGGACCGCAGUUGAGCACGCAGCCAAAGGAGCUGCCGAAGACUUCUGGCUGGCAGCCCAGGCCGCAAAUGGCCUAUUCCGAUGGUCCCUUCGUUCUGCUGCCGGACAUCGUCUUUCAGCUGAUGCAGCACAAGAACAUUGACCACGGGACCUUGUGCUUGCCCCUCCCCGCCACCUUCGGCCAGCUCCCGGAUGCCAUGAGCUCCGUGGUGCGCCAG
This is a messenger RNA of Effrenium voratum, 228 nucleotides long. The record is from the annotation of a GenBank genome assembly. NCBI's taxonomy places the organism in Eukaryota, Dinophyceae, Suessiales, Symbiodiniaceae.